GAGAUAACGACAGAUAGAGAGUUUGUUUUGGGAGUGUCGCUUAAUUAAACUAAAGCUGUAAACUUUCAAAACUCAGUUAUCUUUGGAGAUUCGGGACUGUAGGAAACCAUCUAUGUAAUUGCGUUUGACCAGGGUUAACAUACCGUUACAUUAAAAGUAGUGUUUUCGUUUUCGUUGAGACUUCACCGCAGAAGACACAGCAGCCGCGGAGAUGGAGGGAGGCGUUGAUGUGACCAAGGAGGUGCCGCCGCCACCGUCCUACUCACAGGUUACUGCUCAGGGCAGUGGUGGUGGAAUCUACACAGUACCGAUGGGUCAAGGUGACCUUCCGCCACCCUACAGCCCAGUCCCGACGGCGGGAGAGUCUACAAUCAACUGCCAGGUGUGUCAGGCUGUCAUCAACCUUGAGGGUCAGCGUCACUUGACCGUGGUACAGUGUCCUACGUGCAAGGAGGGUACGCCGGAGACUUAUAACGGUGACCAACGGCAUUCCGAUGUUCUCUCCAGCACCAAUGUAUUGUUGCGUCCACUGUCAUCAGAACUUUGUGUACAGGGGCAGAACACCGUUGGCCCGAUGUCCCUACUGCAGCAGAGUAUCUGCAGUUGGCGGUCAAGGUAGACGCAAGGGUCUUGUCUACUUGGUACUGGGGAUUAUUCUUCUGGCUGUGGCAACA
Molecule: messenger RNA, 674 nt
Organism: Aplysia californica (California sea hare)
Lineage: Eukaryota; Metazoa; Mollusca; Gastropoda; Aplysiida; Aplysiidae
Product: type 1 phosphatidylinositol 4,5-bisphosphate 4-phosphatase
Biological process (GO): phosphatidylinositol dephosphorylation
Cellular component (GO): late endosome membrane; lysosomal membrane; phagocytic vesicle membrane
Molecular function (GO): phosphatidylinositol-4,5-bisphosphate 4-phosphatase activity
Source: RefSeq, a predicted model, not a curated record